Messenger RNA from Penicillium coprophilum, 480 nucleotides. Its product is annotated as CXXC motif containing zinc binding protein. Gene Ontology annotation, molecular function: zinc ion binding. Lineage: Eukaryota; Fungi; Ascomycota; Eurotiomycetes; Eurotiales; Aspergillaceae. The record is from RefSeq and is a predicted model, not a curated record. The coding region runs from base 1 to 480 and encodes 159 amino acids. The transcript is spliced from 5 exons.
AUGCUCACUCUUUUGGUCGAAGCUCAGCUGGAGGGUGUCACUGACCUCCUGCCCACUGACACUGAGGAGAACCCCUACUUCUACACUUUCAAAGUGAAAUGUACCUCCUGCCACGAGGAACACCCUAACUGGGUCAGCUUCAAUCGUUUCGAGACACACGAGAUACCCGGUAGCCGCGGUGAAGCUAAUUUUGUGUGGAAGUGCCGACUUUGCACGAAAACCCACACAGCCUCCGUCAUUAGUGGACCUAAGCCCUAUGAGGCCCAGGAAAAGAGCAAGGCCCAGAAGAUCCUUGAAAUGGACUGCCGUGGCCUCGAGUUUACUGAGUUCAAGCCCGACGGUGAAUGGGAGGCCAAGGCUGUUGAUUCCACCACCACUUUCUCUGGCAUUGAUCUUAUGGAGGGCGAGUGGUAUGACUAUGACGAGAAGAAGGGUGAGGAAGUCAGCAUCAAGGAAAUCACCUGGACUGUUGGCCGUUAA